AUGGUACUGAAUGGUAAACGUGUGCUCACCGUAGUAUCAGGAGCCUCACGAGGUAUCGGCAAAGAAAUCGCUGUUCAAGUGUCGAAACGGGUUGCGCCAAACUCAGUCUUUCUACUCACGGCUCGUAACGAAGCUACCUUAUUACAAAUCAAGCAGGGUAUUCUCGACAGCUCAGAAAAAGCUCAAGUAUGGAUAGUUGUCUGUGAUAUGGGAUCAUUUAACGACGAUGCGAUUAACACUUUCAAAGAGGUUCUCGAAGAGAUUAAAGAAACGGGUCCAUUCGACAGCGCUUUCAUCUUCCACAACUGUGGUACCGUUGGCGAUGUGUCGAAACGAAGUACAGAGUUGAGUAAUCCGGAACAAUGGCAGAACUUCCUCAGUGUGAAUCUCGUCGCUAUGGUUCAAUUCAACAAUCUAUUAUUGAAUACAAUAACUAAAGAGGUUGCAAAAGAAAGAUUCGUUGUAAAUAUCACAUCUCUGGUCGCAAUUCAAGGAUUCCCGUCGUUAACGCAGUAUUCCGUGGGAAAAGCAGCCCGUGAGGCAUUCUUCCGUGGUCUGGCAGUUGAGGAUCAGACCGUGAAAGUGUUCAACUACGCUCCAGGUCCCGUCGAUACAGCGAUGCACGAUGUGGUCGCGAAACAGUCAUUCGACGAAGGAAUACGAGCUGUCUUUUCACAGAAUACCUCACUUACACAUGAUGCUCACCGUUCAUGCUUGACUCCGACGCAAACGGUCGAAAAAAUGCUCAAACAACCUUGA
Cooperia oncophora is the source of this 759-nucleotide messenger RNA. The record is from the annotation of a GenBank genome assembly. Lineage: Eukaryota; Metazoa; Nematoda; Chromadorea; Rhabditida; Trichostrongylidae.